AUGGUGCAAACCGGGCAUUCUGUUGGGGUAGCCUUCGCGCUUAAUAUUGCUGCUGGUUUCGCUACAAUCCUCGGCGGUAUGGUUGUCUUCAACAAGCACCUGGUCCAUUUGGCCAACCCUCGAAGCCUGGCCAUCGCCCUCAGCAUUUCAGCGGGUGUAAUGAUGUUCAUCUCAUUGGUGGAGAUCUUCGGCGAGUCGGUGCAUCUGCUAACGGAGGGGUUUAAAACGGAUGAAAUGUCGGAGGAGACGGCAACGGGACACGGAUGGCUCGCCGCUACUGCAUUCUUUGCAGUCGGAAUUGCUCUCAUCUAUGUCAUCGACAUGAUUGUGCACAAGAUAUCUCCUGCGCACGAAAUAACUGAGAUUGACAACCUGGAAGCUGUCCGCGAGUCGUUAGAGCUCAGUAAGGACAACGAGAGCUUUCAUGCCCUCGAACAUGGGUCCCAGACGCCUAACGCGACACACUACGUUAAAAUGGACCCGGAAGCGAAGCUUGCGCUACAACGUAUGGGCGUGCUCAGUGCGUUAGCUAUUGGUAUCCAUAACUUACCUGAAGGUAUCGCUACGUACGUUGGUGCUAUCCAAAAAACCUCAGUCGGUUUCUCACUGGCAAUUGGUAUUGGUCUCCACAACAUCCCGGAAGGUAUCGCUGUUGCCGCUCCUAUCUACUUUGCGACUGGUUCCCGUUGGCGCGGCAUCAUGUGGUGCACUAUUUCUGCGUUUGCUGAGCCGGUGGGCGGAUUCAUCGCGUGGCUAGCUAUCGGAGACGGCAUGGAUCCGAUCUCGGAGGGCAUUUUGUUUGGAAUUGUGUGUGGCAUCAUGGUCUGCAUUUGCGUGAAGGAACUCAUUCCGACGGCGUACAAGUUCACUAAGGGCGAGAGCCAUAUCGUUGCGUUAGGCAUGUUCGCUGGCAUGUUCAUUAUGGUCGCAAGCCUCACGCUUUUCGGUUACGCCGGGGUGUAAGUUUGAGUUUGAGCUCAAGAAGUGGUCAGAGAGAUGUCGAUCCACCAGGAUUUGCAAAAGGCUUGACCGUUUCAAAUAAAGGUUUAACUUCAAAC
Molecule: messenger RNA, 1058 nt
Organism: Phytophthora nicotianae INRA-310
Lineage: Eukaryota; Oomycota; Peronosporomycetes; Peronosporales; Peronosporaceae
Exons: 1
Coding region: 1-963 (320 amino acids)
Biological process (GO): zinc ion transmembrane transport
Cellular component (GO): membrane
Molecular function (GO): zinc ion transmembrane transporter activity
Source: RefSeq, a predicted model, not a curated record